This is a messenger RNA of Ustilago hordei, 1704 nucleotides long. RefSeq names its product putative ELP3 - subunit of elongator/RNAPII holoenzyme with histone acetylase activity. Gene Ontology annotation, cellular component: elongator holoenzyme complex; cytoplasm; nucleus. The record is from RefSeq and is a predicted model, not a curated record. The transcript has a single exon. NCBI's taxonomy places the organism in Eukaryota, Fungi, Basidiomycota, Ustilaginomycetes, Ustilaginales, Ustilaginaceae. Gene Ontology annotation, biological process: tRNA wobble base 5-methoxycarbonylmethyl-2-thiouridinylation. Gene Ontology annotation, molecular function: iron-sulfur cluster binding; acyltransferase activity, transferring groups other than amino-acyl groups. Bases 1 to 1704 code for a protein of 567 amino acids.
AUGGGCGCAUCUUCCAACACGGCCGAGCUCUUGCUCCGUGUCUGUGCCGAUAUUGCAGCACAGCUCGUCGAUGCGCAUGACCGAUCAUCCUCAGUUUCGUUGAACCAAAUCCGCACCACCACCUGCAAACGACAUGGCUACAAUGGCGUUCCUCGUCUCACCGACAUCAUCGCUGCCAUCCCCGAGGCUUACCGGAAGGUUCUCGUGCCAGCACUCAAGGCAAAGCCAGUCCGAAGUGCCUCUGGUAUUGCGGUUGUAGCGGUCAUGUGCAAGCCUCAUCGCUGCCCGCAUAUCGCUCUGACCGGCAACAUCUGCGUCUACUGUCCAGGUGGUCCCGACUCGGAUUUCGAAUACAGUACGCAGUCAUACACAGGAUACGAGCCCACAUCGAUGCGAGCCAUUCGAGCCCGAUACGAUCCUUAUGAACAGUCCAAGAACCGAGUACAGCAGCUAAGAGAGCUGGGACACAGCGUCGACAAGGUGGAAUACAUUAUCAUGGGUGGUACUUUCAUGUCUCUCUCCGAAACCUACCGUAACCAGUUCGUCGCCCAGCUUCACAAUGCUCUCAGUGGCUUCAACGGUCAGGAUGUCGAUGAAGCCGUCAAGUACUCCGAAAGAGCGCUCACAAAGUGUAUCGGUAUCACUAUCGAGACCCGCCCAGACUACUGCUUGCGACCACACCUUUCACAGAUGCUUCGAUACGGCUGCACACGACUCGAGAUUGGUGUACAGUCCGUAUACGAGGAUGUGGCGAGGGACACUAACCGAGGUCACACCGUCAAGGCUGUCUGUGAGACCUUCCAACUCGCCAAAGAUGCAGGCUACAAGAUCGUCGCCCACAUGAUGCCAGAUCUCCCCAACGUCGGUGUCGAACGUGACAUGGAGCAGUUCAAAGAGUAUUUCGAGAAUCCUGCAUUCCGCACCGACGGUCUCAAGCUCUACCCAACUCUCGUCAUUCGCGGCACUGGUCUUUAUGAGCUCUGGAGAACAGGCCGAUACAAGAACUAUACGCCUUCUUUCUUGGUCGACUUGGUUGCUCGAAUUCUUGCACUCGUUCCACCUUGGACUCGAGUCUACCGUGUGCAGCGUGAUAUUCCCAUGCCUCUCGUCUCGUCUGGUGUCGAGAAUGGAAACCUUCGAGAGCUUGCGUUGGAGCGCAUGCGCGAUUUUGGUGUUACCUGUCGUGAUGUUCGCUAUCGAGAAGUAGGUCUGCACGAGAUUCAUGCCAAGGUCCGCCCGGACGAGGUAGAGUUCAUCCGCCGAGACUAUAUCGCCAAUCGAGGGUGGGAGUCUUUCCUCGCCUACGAAGAUCCAGAGAAGGAUAUCCUGAUUGCACUUCUUCGGUUGCGAAAGUGUUCCGCCGCAGGUACUUACCGUCCCGAAUUGACAAAGCACGGACAGUGCUCGAUCGUGAGAGAACUACAUACCUAUGGCAGUGCAGUGCCGAUUCACUCGAGAGACCCAACAAAGUUCCAACAUCAAGGCUUCGGAACAUUGCUCAUGGAACAGGCCGAACGUAUUGCAAGGGACGAGCACGGGUCGAACAAGCUGGCUGUCAUCUCGGGUGUAGGUACCAGAGAUUAUUACAGGAGAUUGGGAUACGAGUUGCAAGGUCCGUACAUGGUCAAAAUGCUCGUCGAUGAGGAGGAGCAGGAUGAUGCCGCCACCGACUUUGAUGCUGUGGACUCGGGAUUCUACUUCUGA